Eruca vesicaria subsp. sativa (arugula) is the source of this 420-nucleotide messenger RNA. Lineage: Eukaryota; Viridiplantae; Streptophyta; Magnoliopsida; Brassicales; Brassicaceae. The record is from the annotation of a GenBank genome assembly.
AUGGAAGAAGAUAACCACGAAAAACAACUUGAUGAUGGAGGAUCUUCAUCUCUCUUUAAGACUUGUUUCAACGCACUCAAUGCCUUUUCAGUACCAUAUUCACUAGCUCGUGGAGGAUGGUUGAGUUUAUCACUUCUCUUACUCCUAGCCGCAACCGCCUUCUACACAUCUUUACUCAUAACAAAAUGCAUGAACGCCGAUCGCACCAUUAAAACGUACCCGGACAUUGGAGAACGUGCGUUUGGUAGACCGGGAAGAAUCGUUGUGUCAGUCUUCAUGCACCUAGAACUCUACCUAGUCACUACAGGUUUCUUGAUCGUGGAAGGAGACAACCUUCACAAUCUUUUCCCAAGGUUUAACAUCAAAAUGAUCGGUUUGAGAUUGAACGGGAAACAGUCUUUCAUGGCCUCAGUGGCUCUU